AUGGAGGAAUAUGUCUUGUAUAAUGGUAAACUUUCCAGACAGUUUAAUAUCUUACAGGGGGUUCGACAAGGUGGGGUAUUAUCGCCAUGGCUAUUUCUUCUCUUCAUUGAUGACAUGAUAAGCGAGCUGGAAAAGCUAUCCACUGGUAUAGUUAUUCAAAAUUUGUUUGUUGGAUCACCAAUGUUUGCUGACGAUCUUACGCUAAUGUCAAGAUUAAAACGAGGUCUUGAUAACAUGCUUGUACAAGUUCAUAACUAUAGCCUAAAAUGGAGACUUACUUUUAAUGAGAAAAAAACUGUUGUGCUGACCUUUGGCGAAAAACGAGAUAACAUAUCGGCAGUUACGAACAGAAGGUGGCUUAUAGGAGGUAAAGAAAUCAUGGAGAAAAGUAUCUGGCAUAAUCUUGAAAAAGAUUGGCACACCGACGUUUCCAGCCUUAUUCCAAUACUAGAGGCUGCGAAGAAAGGUCAGGCUAUCGGCAUUGGUUUAGCAAAUCUAGGAUGUAGAUUUAACGGGAUGAGUCCAUUGGUGGCGACUAAGCUGUGGGCACGGAUUGCUCUGCCGAAAAUGUUGUACGGUGCUGAGUUGUGGACACUUAAUCGAGAAAAACUAUCAAAAUUGGAAAAGGUACAGAAUAUAUUUUUAAGAGUAUGUCUGGGUUUACUUAGUGGUACCUUGGGUUCAGCUGCACGUGGACUUCUUGGUCUCUGGACGGUCGGAGCAGAAAUAGACAAACGAAAGCUUCUGUUUCUCAGGCGACUAAUAUGUGCAAGUGAGGACUGUGUACAUCGCAGGGUAUUCAUGAUACGACUUAAUAGAUGGAGAUGGAAUCCGAACAAAAUCACUGGUUUUGUACCAGAUUUAGUUAGAAUCUUACAGAAGUAUUGCUUGUGGGAGUAUAUGGACAAUUUUCUGCAGUCUGGAAAUUUUCCCAGCAAAUCUGAAUGGAAGAAAACAGUAAUUGAGAAUAUUAAUCAUACGGAGAUUGAGUUUUGGAAGUUCAAAACGCAACGUUAUAAACAAUUAGGAUUAUACAGCCAAGUCGUAAAAGAACCAAUGCGUAACAUGUGGCUGCAGUUUGCUCUCGAAAACAGCGAGAUGGCCAUCCAAGUGGCAAUUAUUGUUAAAAUUCUUUGUGGGUCAUUCUAUGUGAAUGGUGUGCGAUUUGCUGGGGGAAAAACACAAUUUCAUUGUAUGUCUUGUGGCAACUACUACAUAAAUCCUGUAAAACAUGCUAUGUUGCAUUGUUGUGAAACACAAUUAGCAAGAACAAAAUUAUGGGAACGUAUCACAUAUUUCUUUCCAGUGGAAUUCGUAGUAAACAUUAACUCGUUAGAUGAGGGCAAUUUGAUGCAGACAAUCUUUGGAAACAUGCAAUUCGUGCAGGGACAUGAUAAUAACCAAGUACAAAACUUUUACAUUAUCGUUGCUGAGUCGAUUUCGCAGAUAAUAACAAUAACGAGUUACAUUGACAUUUAUUUGGAUUCAGAAACUAGUCAUUAG
This is a messenger RNA of Paramuricea clavata, 1503 nucleotides long. The record is from the annotation of a GenBank genome assembly. NCBI's taxonomy places the organism in Eukaryota, Metazoa, Cnidaria, Anthozoa, Malacalcyonacea, Plexauridae.